This is a messenger RNA of Bacillus rossius redtenbacheri, 1093 nucleotides long. RefSeq lists its product as uncharacterized. The record is from RefSeq and is a predicted model, not a curated record. Lineage: Eukaryota; Metazoa; Arthropoda; Insecta; Phasmatodea; Bacillidae. The transcript has 2 exons. The coding region runs from base 31 to 636 and encodes 201 amino acids.
CGGGCCCGGGAGACCAGAGCCCACUCCACCAUGACGCCGCUGCUCGCGACGAGCCUCGCGCUGCUGCUGGUCUCCCCGGGCCUCGCCCGGCCGCCGCACCACCGAGGCCACCGCCACCGCGACUCCGGGGACGGCGUGCUGUACGACCAGCGCCAGAACGGCACCGACAACCUGCGCCUGCACGUGGACGGCGUGGUCAUCAUCCACGCGCCCGUCGAGUCGCUGACGGCUCUCGCGGCCGCCGCCGACACGGGGGACCUGGAGCAGCAGCUGGCGGAGCUGCUGGGGUCCCUGGGCGAGGAGUCGUCGACGACCACGGAGGCCGCCGUCCAGGGGCCGGCGGAGGCCUCCGAGGACCCCGCCGACAAGCCCAUGAAGGACACGGAGGUCGCCGCCAGCAAACCGCACAAGGACAAAGACGACGCCGCUGGCAAGCCCAUGAAGGACACGGAGGUUCCCGUCAGCAAGCCCAAGAAGGACAAAGACGAUCCCGCUGAGAACCCCAAGAAGGACACGGAGGUCGCCGCCAGCAAACCGCAGAAGGACAAGGCAGACGCCAAUGAGAAGCCCUCCAAGAAGGACAGGCCACGGAUUCGUUUGUCCAGCUUGCUGAUUCCACUUUUGAGAAGACUGUAGUGAAGAUAGCUGUCCUUUUGCUAGGUGCUUGCCUUUCACUUUCAAGCAGGAAACUACCUUUUCUCAAACUUUCAUUUUUUUUGCAAGAAAAGACAAAGGUAUUUUAAUUUGUCAGCUAGCUUAAAACGCUUCAUUAAAGCGCAUAUGUAAUUUGGAUAUCGUACCAUGAACACAAUAAAAUUUAAAUUUCCAAGCAUUAGCUUAGUAAUCACUUAAACUCAAAAAAAAAUCACUUAAAAUUUUUUUGUCAUUUAUUUUACAGGAUUUUGUAUUCAAUGACUUUGUGACAAUUUAUUUUUCACAUCGAUUUCCUGAGACUUUGUCUUAAAAUGGUAGAGAAUUUCAUAAAUAUAUUUAUUUAAAGAUACUUAAAUUAAUUUGUUUUUAUCAUAAAACAAGAGCUUUGUGGAAGCGUGCAUAUAUAGUGAUUUAUUAAAUAAACUUAUUUAUUUUUAUA